This is a messenger RNA of Hemicordylus capensis (graceful crag lizard), 3522 nucleotides long. RefSeq names its product transmembrane protein 241 (gene SLC35D4). Gene Ontology annotation, molecular function: antiporter activity. The coding region runs from base 118 to 1017 and encodes 299 amino acids. Gene Ontology annotation, cellular component: Golgi apparatus. The record is from RefSeq and is a predicted model, not a curated record. NCBI's taxonomy places the organism in Eukaryota, Metazoa, Chordata, Lepidosauria, Squamata, Cordylidae. The transcript is spliced from 15 exons.
ACAUAAGAGCAACGUGUCCCUGUCAUGGCAGCCACAUGAGGCAGCUCUUCCUUGAGAAGUUGCAGAUCGCAGCCGGAAAAAAAGUGCCUUACCAGGGAUGGAGAAAUGCUCUGACAAAUGUAUUUAAAGGGUCCUGGAACUGGUGUCGCUUUCUGUUUAUUCUACCUGACUUCUUAUUUCACCAACAAGUACGUUCUGUCAGUCCUGAAAUUCACCUACCCUACACUUUUCCAAGGGUGGCAGACUCUAGUUGGUGGAUUUCUUCUACAUAUUUCCUGGAAGAUUGGUUGGGUGGAGAUCAGCAGUAGUUCAAGGUCUGAUGUAUUGUCAUGGCUUCCAGCUUCAGCACUGUUUGUGGGCAUUAUUUAUUCAGGUUCCAGGGCUUUAUCCAGAUUGCCAAUUCCUAUCUUUCUUACAUUACACAAUGCUGCAGAAGUUAUAACCUGUGGAAUUGAGAAGUUUGUGCAGAAAGAGCAGACCCCUUUCCUAAAAAUCUGUAGAGUGCUGAUCCUUCUGGUAGCAGCAGGGUUCCUUCCUCUAUAUGACCCACAGUUUGAUACAGAUGGCUAUUUUUGGGCACUCAUACAUUUGCUUUGUAUUGGGGCUUACAAAGUAUAUCACAAGUCAUGGAGACCUAGUUCUCUAAGUGACUCUGAGCAACAGUAUAUAAACUAUGCAUUCAGCAUGGUGGUGUUGGCUUUUGCAUCCCACCCAACAGGUGAUCUUUUCAGUGCCUUAGAGUUUCCACUCCUGUACUUCUACAGCUUUCACAGUAGUUGCUUUGCCAGUGGUCUUCUGGGAUUCCUUCUGACUUUGCACACAAUGAAGCUUAAAAGCAGCACAUCCUCAGGACAUUAUGCGGCGUGGAGUCUUCUUGCGAAGGUUAUCACAGCUGGUCUAUCUCCUUUCUUCUUUGAGAUUGUGGUGAAUGUACCAACAGCUUGUUGGUAUGUAUUUUGCAAAAAGAUUAUGUCUUUUGCUUGGUGGAUUAGCGGAAGUUCUGCUUCUUUACACUGAAAGGACUGGCACAUGAACAGAAAGAAAAUGAGGAAGACGUAUUAUCAAACCCUCCCAUCAGGAGUCAAUUGCCAAUGACUGAGAAUUCUGAGACCAUAAGUGUUUUUUUAAAAAAAGCCCUCCCCCCACCUAAAAAAAAGCUGUAACAAUGAAGAUAUAUAGUCAAACAGCAGGUCCCUUACACAUCCUCCUUUCUUCUGAGCCAUAUAAUAGGCUGUUAAAAGUGGGAACACCGGGCUCAGUUGUCCUUUAUGCCAACUCUGGCAGGCUCUCAUGUAAACUGGACCUCUGCAAUCUUUGCAUUACCUAUGCAUCCCCUGCUUACAGGUAUUGUGCUUAUCCUACCAGCCCAGUCUUCCUUUGAGUAUCCCACUGUUUAGAAUUCAGCAGAAGUUCCUCUAUCACAAGGUGGAUGAUGAGUAGCCAUAUUCUCAAGCACUGAGCAGAAUAAUCACGUUCUUUUGAUUGUGACACACCGCAGGAAGGGCAGGAAUAAGUGGUAGUUCUGUUUAGCCUGGUUCAUACAGAUCCCAAGUGGCAUGACUGCUGCUUUCCUGGACUCUAUCCUGCGAAACAGAGUCCAAUACAAAGGGGAAACAAUACAAAGUAAAGCUUAAAUACAAAGAAGUUUAUCACGUGGGAGAUGCAGAACAUGUGGGAGAUCAGCCGAUCACUACCAUCAUAAUCCGCUGAGAUCCAGCACUGUGGACGUGGUGACAUCUCAUGCCCCUCCCCCAUACUUUUGCUGCUUCUUACAUCAAUGCAGUAGCAUGGGUUGGAGCCAAGGGAAAGUUUUGCUUGCUAACGUCUGAACCAGGCUUUCAAAUAAACAGAAUGAUGAAGCUGCUAUGAGGAUUUGGGGGAGGGAUUGAUGUGGGCCAAUCUUUAAAUUGAUGUUAAAUGCAUGAGUGGCCCUGACAUGCUUCAAAUUUCUUCACAAAAUAGCCGUAAGAUAAUGCCUUCCUCUGAAUGAACUGUGACUGUGUGUGUGUGUGCUCUUGUGCAUCGGUGCCGCUGGGAAGGGGUGGUUUGUUUUUGUUUUUGUUUUUUUGAGGGUGGGGGCAAAUAGCAGCAGCAGGGCCCCGGGUCCAUGAUGUGAAUUGGAACUGUGGUGGUGAAUAGCAUUAAACCCCACUUUAAUCCAUGGUGGAAUGAAUCCAGCUGCUAUUUACCAAAUAAAAUUGAAACAUGUGUGACACAUGGAACAUCAUGUGUAGUUUGGCCCUGUGUGAAUGCUCCAGUAAUGUGUAGGUACAGGCAAGCUAGUGAAGUGGUGAAAACACCAUGACAUGACUUUCGGAGACCAUUUAUGUGAAUGCCUAACACAUCAAAAUCAAGUGGUAAGUUCACAAGUUCUGGCCUUCUGGGAUUCAUCACUUGUCUGUGUCCUAUUGGAUCACUUACACAAAUGGUCAACCUGCUCAUCCUGGCAGGACAGGAAUAUUUCAGUUAUCAUCAGUUCUUUGUUUGAAUGCAGCCUGAUAAUCUGACUGGCUAUGCAUGCGGACAGGAGUAGGUUCCCUGUGUUCUUGUUGGGGCAAAGAGAAGCAUUGUCAUUAAGAUUGUUAACUUUCGUGCCUUCGUGUACAUGAUUAUAAGGCAUUCUGCUGAGUUUCAUAGGAAGCUGCCUUGUACUGCCAGACCAUUGGUCUCUCUAGCCCAAUACUGUCUACUUUGAAUGGCAGUGGCUCUCUGGGGUCUCAGGCAGAGGUCAGGGUCUUGAUUUGCUUCCUCUUCACAUUGAGGACUGGUACUUAUGAGCCUCUGUAUGGCCCCAUCUAGGGAUAGGAUUGUAGCUCAGUGGUAGAGCAUCUGCUUGUAUGCAGAAGGUCCUAGGUUCAAUUCCGGGCUUCUCCAGAUACAGCUGGGAAAGACUCCUGCCUAAACCCUGGAUAAACCACUAUCAGUGUAGAUAAUACUGAGUGAAAUGGACUAAUGGUCUGACUUGGUAUAAGGCAGCUUCCUAAUUUCCUGUGAAAGCACAAGAACAAUUAUUAAUAAUCCGGACAUGCACUGCAAAGGAGUAACAACUCCACUGGUUGUGUAAAAGGCUCUCUUCUGAGGGCAUGCAAGUUGUAAGUCCUCUGAGGAUGUAAAUAUCCUCCACUGCUCCAUAGGACUAGAGCAGCUAUAUUGCUUGUGGAAACUUUUUUAAAAAAUAUGCUUUUUUUAAGAGACCAAGGUCUAAAUGACAUCACCCACUGUGAAAACAUAGGUGCUAUCAUCAGUAAAUCGGACCAUAACAAUCAUAGCUUUGGUUUGCUCUCCACUUAGAGAGAAAUAGCACAUUCAGUUCUUUGGUCUGCAUAAACUGCUUGGAGGUCAGAAUCUGACCUGAGUAAUUUCAGGCAUGGGGCAUUUUUCCUGCCAUGAAUGUCUAAAAACCAGAAAAUGUCUAAUGCUUUGCAAAAGAUGUAUAGAAAGUCCAACUAAGAUUGUGGAGACAGAAGUCCGAACAAAGCUGUGCUGAAUGUAAAGUCAACAAGUAAAUCUUAUUUACAUUUA